Messenger RNA from Suillus subaureus, 745 nucleotides. RefSeq lists its product as uncharacterized. Lineage: Eukaryota; Fungi; Basidiomycota; Agaricomycetes; Boletales; Suillaceae. The transcript has 11 exons. The coding region runs from base 100 to 642 and encodes 180 amino acids. The record is from RefSeq and is a predicted model, not a curated record.
CGAACCCCACCAAAAUCCGUCAUUCAUUCAAGUUGUCCCGAGCUGCGGGAUAUAUAGCUUGGUGGAACUGCUGUGUUUCUGGUGGAAUUGGCCUAGUCAAUGAUACCAAUGACUUCCUCGACGCAACACCUCAUCCCACAUCUUCAACUCACGAACACGUUCGGAGUACUGUUUAUCGGGGUUAUCCUUGCAGCAGUUCUCUUUGGUGUCACCAUCAUUCAAGUUUUCAUCUACUUUCAGACGCAUAGUGGUACAGGAAUAACAUUCUACAAGCUGAUCGUCAUAUUGCUUUGGAUACUUGACACUCUGCAUUUGGCCCUGAUCGUUCAUUGUGUCUAUUUUUAUUUAGUGAUCAACUACGCGAACAUUGGUGCACUCAAGGAAGUUGUAUGGAGUUCCAAACUUCAGUUGGUAGUCACCGCUCUCAGCAUCUUCGUGGAACAUCUUCUAUAUGCAUAUCGCAUAUGGACAGUUAGCGAAGGCCGAUCAAAAGUUCCUACGAUCAUAGUGGGUAUCGCCGUUGUCCUAACUCCAGGUGACUGUCGGAUUCUUACUGCUCAAACUAUAUGUCAACUCGUACAUUGCACUCCUGAACGCGCGAUACUACGCGCAGCCCAACGCAGACGCAGUGCAUUCUUCUGAAUACCAUAUGCACCAUGACGUCUACCGCUCGAGACUCCACAUUAGAGCGUCGCAGGACGAGGAACCCCAGGCACCCCGGAGGAGCAUGUUUAAACAUCCCAAU